Lates calcarifer (barramundi perch) is the source of this 1691-nucleotide messenger RNA. Its product is annotated as transmembrane protein 198. The coding region runs from base 183 to 1184 and encodes 333 amino acids. The transcript has 4 exons. Gene Ontology annotation, cellular component: plasma membrane. The record is from RefSeq and is a predicted model, not a curated record. NCBI's taxonomy places the organism in Eukaryota, Metazoa, Chordata, Actinopteri, Centropomidae.
AAACGCUCUCUUCUUUUUUUUGCAGGUGCACACAGGAAAGUGUUUUGUACAAGUUCUUCGUUCAGGAGUUUCCUCUUUCCCUGGAUACCACAUGCAGGACGUUGCAGUUUCCCUCCUUCAAUGAACAAAGCGGAUUUGUGUCCAGUUCAGCCACAUAGAAAGCAAAGUAAUAAUCCUCCAAGAUGGCAGUCACUUUGGUCUAUGAGGAGCCAGGAGCCAACUUAGCCGAGGCGGACAUAUGCACGCUUGAGAUUAAUAUGAAAUAUGAAGUCAUCCCAUCCGUUGUCUGCUCCGUUUGCCUUUCAUUCGGCCUCAUCUACUGCUUCUUUGGAUACCGCUGCUUCAAGAUGGUCAUGUUCUUCUCUGGCUUCAUGUCCGGCACGGCAGCCGUUCUCCUGUUGUACCACAAGGAGCCUGUAUUGGACGUCCAGCUGGGGACGGAGACCAAGGCGGGGAUCAGCCUGGGCGUGGGCGUGCUCUGUGGGCUGAUGACAAUGCUGGUGUCCACGAUGGGACUCCUCCUCAGCGGCCUGCAGCUGGGGACCCUGCUCUCCCUCGCCAUCCUUGUCGUCAUCGGACAGUUUCACAGCCUUACUCCCGUGUGGGUGCCUCUCAGUUUCGUACUUGCUGCCAGCAUCAUCACCGCUGUCUCCUCACUUCAGUGGCAGAAACUGUUCAGCAUCUUCUACACGUCUGUGUUUGGAGCGACCACUGUGAUGCUGUGUGUGGAUUACCUAGUGGGGACGUUUGUGCUGCCAGAUCAGGUCUAUGAUAUGCUGUGUCAAGUCGCCCCACGUCCUCUGUGCUGGUUUAACUGGGCAAUCACUGGGAUCUGUCCCACUCUGAGUCUUCUAGGUGUGUUAGUGCAGUGGAGGUUUACUGCCAAAGGAGUAUCACACACAGAAGCUGCACACAAAAAAACAAAGAAAUACGCUAAGAAGCAGAAAUACAGAGAGCCCAGGAGAAGACCUCAAUCACACCGUCGACGCAGGCCUCCACCCCUGAAACGCUACGCCGGAGACGUCCUGGCACCGAGUUACCUCCAGAAGCUUCAGGAGUGCCAGAUGGGAACAGGCUCCUCCACCAGCAGCGUCAGCACUAUCACUCACACUCUAAUUGACUUUGACUUUGAGACGGGCUCCAUGGUGCCUCUGACUGCUGCCUCCCAUGUGUUUUCAGUCUGAAAAGAAACACAGCUUCAAAUAUUUGUAAACUACGCACGUCUGAGGAAUCCAUUACAUUACAGUCUGAAUCUCUGAAAUGUUUCACUUCCACAGAAACGGCUCAACUGUUUCGACUGCUGCCGUGAAUCCACUUUAACCGGCUUCGACAGAUAAUCAUCAACAUGCACAUGGUGUGAUCUGAGAUGCUCGGAGCUCAUCCUCUGAAUGAUGACAGGACGAAAUAAGGCAACAUCCACAGUGAUCAAGCUCAUGAGCACAACUUAAUUUGAAUGGUUUAUCUCGCAGACACUGUGUUUCACACUUCAAUAACAACCAUAUAUUCUAUUACAUUCUCCUGGAUACAAACAUAGACCUAAAAACAUGUGUUUAGAAUAGUUUGGGUUUUAACAGUUUUGGAAAUCAACUUUUAUGUUUACAAGCAAUAAAUCAAACCAGCACAUGCAAUGAAAUUAAGGAUAUGAUAGGGAUUGUUGAACGAUAAACUAAUAAACCACUGAUUUGACAGCA